Pyricularia oryzae 70-15 is the source of this 314-nucleotide messenger RNA. RefSeq lists its product as uncharacterized. The record is from RefSeq and is a predicted model, not a curated record. Bases 1 to 273 code for a protein of 90 amino acids. The transcript is spliced from 4 exons. Lineage: Eukaryota; Fungi; Ascomycota; Sordariomycetes; Magnaporthales; Pyriculariaceae.
AUGCACGUGUUUAGAGUUUGCACGCCCUCCAUUAAGGUACGGAUUAACUGGACCCAAGUGUCCAACGUGGGGUUUGGACGACCUGCAUCUGGCGUCGCUCGCUGCUUGCUCUUCUACUACUACCACGUUACGUGCAAGGGCAAGGUAGUUAGACAGGGUAUCGAGUGCCUGCGCGCACUUGCAAAGCUGCAAGCACACAAGAAGAACUUUUUCAAGUAUGAAAUCGGUAUUGCUUUCUUUUACUCUGUUCUCGUAACCACAAAGGCAAAGUAAACAAACAUGUAAAUAUGUAAAUAAACAAACUGACGAUGAAG